GCUCACCUGUCUCUCUUGUCCUUGGAUGACGACGAUGAGGAUGCCGAAGAACUCGCCGCAACGCCCAUCUUCACUCAGGCUGUUCGCGAAUAUGGCUCAUUUCUAAAAAAAGGGAAGAAGAAGCCGCCCACUCAAUACGGACUGCUUGCCGGUGUCAUUGAAGAUACAUCCGAAGCUCGCAGUAGUCCCAAAUUUGCCGCAGAUGACCCUAGACUGUUUUUCAACACGUCCGCUCCCUCGAGCGUAUUCAUCUGCGGCAGUCAGGGCUCUGGAAAGAGUCACACUUUGAGCUGCCUUUUGGAAAACUUUCUAAUGCAGUCAAAGGCAAACUUCUUGCCUCAUCCAUUGACGGGAAUCGUGUUUCAUUACGAUCCUUGGGUAUCUGCUUCUAGGCUCUCGCCUUGUGAAGCCGCCUAUCUGGCUUCUGGCAAAGGGAUCUCGGUGCGAGUGCUCUGUCCGCCAACAAACGUGAAGCAAAUUGAGAAGAUUUACUCGCAACUUCCGAACGUCCGAGUCGAGACUCUUCGGAUAAAUCAAUCGGAUCUGAACACGAAGAGAAUGAUGGACUUGAUGGCUGUUAGCUCCGUCCAGGGCGGCAUGCCAUUGUACAUGCAUGUAGUUCAGCGUAUUCUGAAAGAUUUGCGCAUCGAACAGCAGGAAAAGGAAACAACAUUCAAUUAUCGCGAGUUUAAACAGAGCUUGUUGGACGCCGCCCUGACUCCUGCCCAGCUCCAACCUCUCCAGCUACGACUUGAAACUCUAGAGAGCUUCAUGGUCAAGGAGCAAGUUGUUCAUAUUUCCAAAAAGAAAGCCAUACAAAGCCAAGGUAAAGGAACCGAUUGGGAGCCCAAAACCGGCCAACUCACCAUCGUCGACCUGUCCUGCCCGUGCGUGACAGAGGAGACUGCGUGUUCCCUAUUCAAUAUCUGCCUCAGUCUAUUCCUGGAGCAGAGUCCUCAAGUCGGCCGCGUGGUUGCUUUAGAUGAAGCGCACAAGUAUAUGACGGAUACAGCCGAAUGCCAAGUGCUGACGGAAGCACUUCUCUCCAAUAUUCGACUGCAACGCCAUUUAGGCCUUCGAGUCAUCAUAUCGACUCAAGAGCCCACAAUUUCCCCGAAACUUUUGGAUCUCUGCUCUGUGACUAUCGUGCAUCGAUUCACUUCGCCAGACUGGCUACAGAGCUUGAAUAAACACCUAGCUGGCGCAUCGGCCGCGCUACUGACCAGGAAUCAACACACCAGCAAUGGUGAUUCCAAUGGUGAUUCCAAUGGUGAUUCCAAUGGUGAUGGCAAAGUUGAAGGCGUUGCACGCCUCCGUAUCAAUCCCAAUGAGGUUGCAGCAGAGCUCUUCAGCAAGAUUGUUGCUCUGCGGCGCGGAGAAGCUCUCUUGUUUUGCCCAUCGGGUAUAGUUGGCAACUUGGCGGAUACGGAGGGGGAGAAGAGUGCAGGAAAAGCAAGGCCGCAGCUCAUCAAGCUGUCUUAUGGACACUUGAAGAUUCGGGUCCGGGGAAGGAUCACUCAGGAUGGAGGGCGAAGUAUUCUUGCC
Trichoderma virens Gv29-8 is the source of this 1545-nucleotide messenger RNA. RefSeq lists its product as uncharacterized. Lineage: Eukaryota; Fungi; Ascomycota; Sordariomycetes; Hypocreales; Hypocreaceae. The annotation marks the transcript as partial. The transcript has 4 exons. The record is from RefSeq and is a predicted model, not a curated record.